Messenger RNA from Aspergillus bombycis, 1053 nucleotides. RefSeq names its product ketopantoate reductase family protein. Gene Ontology annotation, biological process: pantothenate biosynthetic process. The record is from RefSeq and is a predicted model, not a curated record. Bases 1 to 1053 code for a protein of 350 amino acids. NCBI's taxonomy places the organism in Eukaryota, Fungi, Ascomycota, Eurotiomycetes, Eurotiales, Aspergillaceae. The transcript has a single exon. Gene Ontology annotation, cellular component: cytoplasm; mitochondrion. Gene Ontology annotation, molecular function: NADP binding; 2-dehydropantoate 2-reductase activity.
AUGCCUCAUUCAGAGUCAUCACCAAGGGUCCAUGUCCUCGGACUUGGAAGUAUCGGCACCUUUGCCGCCCAUAGUCUGUCCGAAAUCCCCAGCAGGCCUUCCGUCACACUCCUCCUCCAUCGCGAAUCGCUACUAGGCGGAUUCCAGGAGAACGGAAACCAAAUCCAACUCACAACACGCGAAGGAUCCCAAAUCGGGCACAGCGGCUAUGAUCUGGAGGUAUACCGGGAAAAGGGAUGGUAUCCCGAGCCUCCAUCACCAUCCUCAGAAGCCAUAAGCACCAACAUCACCCACCUCAUCAUCAGCGUCAAAGCAACACAAACCGUUUCAGCGCUACAGCCCCUCAAGCACCGCCUAGACGAUAACUCUACCAUCCUAUUCCUCCAAAACGGCAGCGGCAUGAUCGACGAAGUCAACGAAGCAUUGUUCCCGAACCCGGAGACGCGACCAAACUACAUCAUAGGAGUCAUCUCACACGGCGUAACGCUCAACCGACCGUUCAACGUCACGCACACUGGCUUCGCAGCGAUGUCCUUGGGGCUGGUUCCUCGCUCCCAAGAAGCACCCCAUUCCCGGGAGUCUUCAUGUUCAUACCUCCUCGAUAAUCUCCCCCUCUCGCCCCGGCUAAACGCAACAUCAUACCCCUACACAGAAGUCUUACAGAUCCAGCUCGAGAAAUUGGCCGUCAAUGCCUUCUGUAACCCUCUCUGUGCCUUGAAUGAUGCGAAGAAUGGCUUCCUUUUCACCAUCCCCGAGACACGGAGGGAGAUUCUCACGGAGAUCUCGGAUGUCGUGCUUGCGUUACCGGAAUUGAGGGGUGUUGCGGGUGUAAAGGAGCGGUUUGCUGUGGAUAGAUUGGAGGCGACAGUGAAUGCGAUUUUGACUAAGACUGCUGAGACGACGUGUUCGAUGGUGUGGGAUUUGAGGGCUGGACGUGAGACGGAGGUGAGGUUCAUUAAUGGGUAUUGGGUGAGGAGGGGGAGGGAGGUUGGGGUGAGGACGCCGGUGAAUGAGUACCUGGUGGAGGAGGUGACGAAAAGGAGUCAGUCGUAG